This is a messenger RNA of Miscanthus lutarioriparius, 1692 nucleotides long. Lineage: Eukaryota; Viridiplantae; Streptophyta; Magnoliopsida; Poales; Poaceae. The record is from the annotation of a GenBank genome assembly.
AUGUCUUCGGCGGCGGGCGGUGGAUACGGAGCCGGCGGCGCCGACCACCAGCACCUGUUGCUGGGGCAGGCCGCGGGGCAGCUCUACCACGUGCCGCAGCACAGCCGCCGCGAGAAGCUGCGGUUCCCGCCCGACCCGGCCGACUCGUCCCCGCCCACUGCCUGGCCGGCGCCCCCACCCUUCUACUCCUACGCGUCCUCGUCGACGUCGUCCUACUCGCCGCAUAGCCCAACGCUGGCGCACGCGCAGCUAGUAGCGCACGCGCUACCUGCAGGCGCCGGGGCCCAGAUCCCAAGCCAGAACUUCGCGCUCUCGCUCUCUUCGACGUCCUCGAACCCUCCGCCCGCGCCGCGGAGGCAGCUCGCCGCGGGGCCGUACGGCCCGUUCACGGGCUACGCGGCCGUCCUCGGGCGGUCCCGGUUCCUGGGCCCCGCGCAGAAGCUGCUCGAGGAGAUCUGCGACGUGGGCGGACGGCCCCCGCACCUGGACCGGCGCUCCGACGAGGGUAUGCUCGACAUGGACGCCAUGGACGUGGCGGGGGACGUGGACCACGACAUGGACGGCGGUGACCGCGCUACCGCUGAGGCGGUCGCUGUCUGCGGCGCCGAGCAGCAGUGGAGGAAGACCAGGCUCAUCUCCCUCAUGGAAGACGUUUGCAGGCGAUACAAACAGUACUACCAGCAGCUGCAAUCUGUUGUCUCCUCGUUCGAGACCGUUGCGGGGCUGAGCAACGCGGCCCCCUUUGCUUCCAUGGCUCUUCGGACAAUGUCGAAGCAUUUCAAGUGUCUGAAGGGGAUGAUAAUGAGCCAGUUACGGAACACAAGCAAGGUCGUCGCCAAUGAUGGUAUUGGCAAGGACGAUAUGGCAAACUUUGCGCUUAUGGGUGGUGGAGCAGGCCUCCUGAGGGGAAACAAUGUGAACGUGUUCGGCCAGCCUCACAACAUUUGGAGGCCUCAAAGAGGGCUUCCUGAGCGUGCAGUGUCUGUUCUUCGCUCAUGGCUGUUCGAGCACUUCUUACAUCCGUAUCCAACUGAUAGUGACAAGCAGAUGCUGGCUAAACAGACAGGCUUAACAAGGAACCAGGUGUCAAAUUGGUUUAUUAAUGCAAGGGUGCGGCUCUGGAAGCCCAUGGUGGAAGAAAUCCACAACCUGGAGAUGCGGCAGCUGCAGAAGAACACGUCGUCGGUGGACAAGAAUCAACUCGGCAUGCAGCAGAUUCAACAAUUGUCGGACAGCAGUGGGAAGCCUUCUGACCCUUCAAACUCUCAGCGUGGGCAAAGCAGCGGCAUGACAAGAAACCUCAGCUCUCCGGCAUCAUGCCAUAUCCAAGACGAGCUCUCCCAGAUGCCCCACGACAUGCCAGGCCAGGUGAGCUUUGCUUACAAUGGGCUCCCCACGCACCACGGUCUUGCGCUGUCACAUCACCAGCAAGCUGAAGCGGUCAGCGCCGGCAUUGGUGUUGGUGGCGUGGCUGCCGCCGGCGGCGGCGUUUCCCUCACACUUGGCCUUCACCAGAACAACAGGACCUACAUUGCCGAGCCCCUUCCGGCCGCGCUCCCGCUCAACCUCCCGCACCGUUUUGGGCUGGAGGACGUGAGCGACCCCUACGUGAUGGGGUCAUUCGGCGGCCAGGACCGUCAUUUCACCAAGGGAAUAGGCGGCCACCAUUUGCUCCAUGACUUUGUUGGUUGA